AACAAGCCUACAACUUCAUCUUCUUCAGACCCCAAACCCUUCUAAAAUCCUAUCACUCAAUUCACACAUUUUCAACCAUGUCGAUUUCCAAAGCUGCCCUUCUGCAAACAAUCGCUCUAGCCUACCGCCCUCGCAUCCCUCCGCUGUUUUCCGCCGUCCGCCAAAUGUCUUCCGCGGCGCAGGAAGAAGCCGCCGCCGAAAGUCGCCGUCGUAAGCGUCGUAUUCGCAUGGAGCCACCUCUCAACAGAUCCAAUCAACCUCAAAUCUCUAGACCUAUCCAGAACCCAAACAUCCCGAAACUACCAGAAUCAGUAUCGGCUCUCACCGGAAAACGCCUCGAUCUCCACAACCAUGUCCUAAAACUAAUCCGAGAGAACGAUCUCGAAGAAGCCGCUCUCUACACUCGUCACUCCGUUUAUUCUAACUGCCGCCCGACGAUUUUCACCGUCAACGCCGUUUUGACGGCGCAGCUCCGUCAGUCAAAGUACGGGGCGCUUCUGCAUUUACACGGUUUCAUCAACCAAGCUGGCAUCGCCGCCAAUAUCAUCACCUACAACUUGAUCUUCCAGGCUUAUCUUGACGUUAGAAAGCCUGACGUUGCUCUGGAACAUUACAAGCUGUUUAUAGAUAACGCGCCAUUGAAUCCUUCCAUUGCUACUUUUAGGAUUCUUGUUAAGGGUUUAAUUGAUAAUGAGAGUCUUGAGAAAGCCGUGGAGAUUAAGGAAGAUAUGAGUGUUAGAGGUUUUGGUCCUGACCCUGUUGUUUAUAGCUAUCUAAUGAUAGGUUGUGUGAGGAAGUCUAAUGCUGAUGGUGUCUUUAAGCUUUAUGAGGAGUUGAAGGAGAAGCUUGGUGGGUUUGUUGAGGAUGGUGUGGUUUAUGGGCUGUUGAUGAAAGGCUAUUUCAUGAAAGGGAUGGACAAGGAAGCUAUGGAUUGUUGUGAGGAAGCUAUUGGAGAUAACUCAAAGAAUAGGAUGAGCGCUAUAAAGAAUAGGAUGAGCGCUAUGGCUUAUAACUACGUGCUUGAGGCUUUGAGUGAGAACCGGAAGUUUGACGAGGCUUUGAAGUUGUUUGAUGAGAUGAAAAGGGAACAUGAUUCACCGAGGCGUUUGGCUUUGAAUUUGGGGAGUUUUAAUGUGAUGGUUAAUGGGUAUUGUGGUGAAGGAAAGUUUGAGGAAGCAUUGGAGGUUUUCAGGCAAAUGGGUGAGUUUAGCUGUAGUCCUGAUACUUUAUCAUUCAACAAUCUGAUGAAUCAGCUGUGUAAGAACGGAUUGUUGGCAGAGGCUGAGAAGCUUUACAAUGAAAUGGACGAGAAGAAGGUGAAGCCUGAUGAGUACACUUAUGGUUUGUUGAUGGAUACUUGUUUCAAGGAAGGUAAGAUAGAGGAAGGAGCUGCGUAUUACAAAACGAUGGUUGAGUCGAGUCUGAGAACAAACUUGGCGGUGUAUAACCGGUUGCAAGAUCAGCUGGUUAAAGCCGGGAAACUCGACGAUGCGAAAUCCUUCUUUGAUAUGAUGGUGAGCAAGCUCAAGAUGGACGACGAGGCUUACAAAUUCAUGAUGAAGGCGUUAAGUGAAGCUGGGAGACUGGACGAGAUGCUUAAGGUUGUGGACGAGAUGCUGGGUGAUGAAACUGUUAGAGUGAGUGAAGAAAUACAAGAGUUUGUGAAAGAAGAGCUGAGGAAAGGAGGAAGAGAGGAUGAUUUGCAGAAACUUAUGGAUGAGAAAGAGAGAUUGAAAGAGGAGGCAAAGGCGAAAGAGUUAGAAGCAGCAGAAGCCAAGAAAAGGAGUACAAAUGUUAGUAUAGCUUCAUUAAUGAGUCCAAAACUAGAAGAAGAAAAGAAAGAGAGGUAAAAGAUGCUUUGGGAUAAUAAUGGUGUUGUUGAAGAAGUCAAUGUAGGAGCCCAAGGAGAAGAAGGCGUGAAUAAGCUAUGAUCCACCUUUUUUUAUUAUGCCAGGAUUUUUGCAAAGUCAUUUUUUCAACCUUGCUUCUGGUUUCAUAAAAAUAUUAUUAUUAACAUGGUUUCAAAA
Brassica oleracea var. oleracea is the source of this 2027-nucleotide messenger RNA. Its product is annotated as pentatricopeptide repeat-containing protein At3g49240-like. Gene Ontology annotation, molecular function: protein binding. The transcript has a single exon. The record is from RefSeq and is a predicted model, not a curated record. NCBI's taxonomy places the organism in Eukaryota, Viridiplantae, Streptophyta, Magnoliopsida, Brassicales, Brassicaceae. Gene Ontology annotation, cellular component: chloroplast. The coding region runs from base 78 to 1850 and encodes 590 amino acids.